AUGCAGGCGGUGCGUCCGGCGGCGGAGACCGCGGAGGAGGAGGUCGGCCAGGCGCAGCUGGUGAGGGAGGAGGCAGCCGAGGCCGAGGUGAAGAGGGAGGUGGCGAAGGCUGCGGAGGAGGUGGAGGCGGCGCCGGAGGAGAAGGAUGUGGCCGUGGUCGGGGAGGAGAAGGCUGAGGAGGAGGGCGAUGAGGAGGCGGAGGCGGGGGCGUCGGCGAAGAAGAACCGCAUCCAGGUGUCCACCAACAAGAAGCCGCUCUACUUCUACGUCAACCUCGCCAAGAGGUACAUGCAGAACUACGACGAGGUUGAGCUUUCUGCUCUGGGAAUGGCCAUUGGCACUGUUGUGACUGUUGCUGAGAUCCUGAAGAACAAUGGCCUCGCCACUGAAAAGAAGAUCCUGACAUCGACCAUCGGCACCAAAGACGAGUCAAAGGGCCGGCUUGUCCGUAAAGCCAAGAUUGAGAUCCUGCUGUGUAAAUCAGAGAACUUCAACAGCAUCAUGUCCAGCAAAAAAUCCGACCGCCCCAAAUCCGCCGAGGAAGAGAUCAAGAUCUGA
Phragmites australis (common reed) is the source of this 558-nucleotide messenger RNA. RefSeq lists its product as uncharacterized. NCBI's taxonomy places the organism in Eukaryota, Viridiplantae, Streptophyta, Magnoliopsida, Poales, Poaceae. The transcript is spliced from 5 exons. The record is from RefSeq and is a predicted model, not a curated record. Gene Ontology annotation, cellular component: nucleus. Bases 1 to 558 code for a protein of 185 amino acids. Gene Ontology annotation, molecular function: RNA binding.